AUGGCAUCAGCUCAGGAGCAUGAUGGUCAAGUGACACUCGGAGUUGAGCUCGAGUUCCUUGCGACCAUGCCUUGGUCCACGGAGGACAUCUGGAAGAUCCCAGAGGAGAAGGUUCUGUGGAACAGGACACAUGCUCGUCAUGCGCUGAGCCAAGAUUUGGCCAACGCUGGGCUUCCUACGGUCACCAUUUGCCGCCAUUCGGGCCACAAAGCUGAGCACUGCUGCGUCUGCCAGCACAACAACAAAGGUAAGUCUUCACAGCAAGGCAGUCGCCAGGUCGGCCUCUACCUCCCACAAGGUACUAACAUCGACCCGCAGAAUGCAUCCAUGUUAGAGGCUGAUUUCAACACUGUGGAUGAAGAGAUCCUCGGAGCCCGCGACUUGUUUGGCAAAGACUGGCAGGGCUUAGAAAUUGCGAGUGCUGUCUUCACUUCUCAGACCAUGGCCAAGAUUCUGCCCGUCUUUGAUGUGAUCAACACCAGGGACCAUGUCAUCAACGACAGCUGUGGCAUGCACAUUCAUGCUGGUUUUACAGACGGUCUUUCCCAUUUAGAGGCCAAGAAAAUUGUCACCGUGGUUGCCUUGGUCGAAGGCUGCUUUAUUAGGCAGAUUUUGCCAGCGGAUCGUCUUGAUUCGCUGUUCAUCGACACAAUUUCCACAGAGUCCAAUCUGAGCUCUGAGGCGCACCGUGCAGCCUUGUUCGAGGGUGCGCAGGCUGCUUCAUCAUCUUCAAUUCCCGUGACGGACGAGAUGCGAGCCCAUUUGCCGCAAGUUGUGCUUGAGAUGCGAAAGAAGGGAUGGAACAAGAACAUUGGCCACCUUCAACUCAAGAACUUGAUCAAGAGUAUCUGGAACACGAACAACAUGUACGAGCUUGCUCGCGGCAUCCUCAUCAAAGGCGGCAACAUGCGCGGCGGUGCUGCCAUUUGCCUCCGUCUGCCACACAAGAGAGUGAUUCUGCGCAACCCUCUUCGUGAUGAUAUUCCAUACAAGACCCCGUCUUCGAUCGAGUUUCGCUACCCGCCCAUGAAGGCUGACAAGGACCACUUCAAGCUGUGGAUUGAACUCGUCGAGACAAUCAUGCAUUUCGGUAAGAUGACUGACACGGUCUACUCUCAACGCCUUGGCCGUCUUGUUAGUGUUCUGAAUGGAUGUUCUGCCAUCGGGCAGUCAUGGACGCAUGUUCUUGGUGAGCUUGGCUUAGGCGAGCGCAUCGAGGCUUGGAAGGCACACAAGCGCGGCGAUCAUUAA
Molecule: messenger RNA, 1251 nt
Organism: Emericellopsis cladophorae
Lineage: Eukaryota; Fungi; Ascomycota; Sordariomycetes; Hypocreales; Bionectriaceae
Exons: 1
Coding region: 1-1251 (416 amino acids)
Source: RefSeq, a predicted model, not a curated record